Molecule: messenger RNA, 8697 nt
Organism: Chilo suppressalis (striped riceborer)
Lineage: Eukaryota; Metazoa; Arthropoda; Insecta; Lepidoptera; Crambidae
Source: the annotation of a GenBank genome assembly
UAGUGAGCACGUGUCGCGCGCGUUUCAACACCCAAACUUUCUUACGUCAAUCAAUGGAUAUAACCUAAUACGCCGCGGUUUUUGUCCAAAACGACCGUAAAAUGUGAUCCUCCCGUGUGUGUUUUAAGACCAAUGUUUUACCAAUGAUGUUCGGUGACGUGUAAAGUUUGUUGUGCCAACAAUGUGACAUGUGAAUUUUACUAAUGUUAAGUAUUCGUGAAGUGUGAAUUGUUACAAAAAGGAGCGAUGAGUAUCCAGAAGUGCCUGCUGGAUAAUUCCAGUCGCAUGAUAAAGGCUAUGUCCACGACUAAGUCUACGGCUGAAGUGAAGACGAAAACUACUCGCAGUUGGAUAGAAUGCAGUUUUCAGAAGAGAGAGUGCAAGUUCUUCGUGCCGAGCGCUAAAGAUGAGCAUGUGUGUUGGUGUGGCCUCAGUAGAACAGCUCACGGGUCCAGCGUCGUAAACGCGGCGGCCGGCGAGGCGUGGGUCCCGGCGCGGCACACACAGGCGGCGCCAACAGACGCGUAUGGCACAGUCGAGUUUCAAGGUGGACCACAUCCGACGAAGGCGCAGUAUGUUCGUCUAUCACACGACACUCGGCCCGAGCUGAUAGUCCAGCUGCUGACCCGCGAGUGGCAGCUGGACCGGCCGAAGCUGCUGAUCACCAUCCAGGGGGGCAAGGCUAACUUCGACUUACAGCCGAAACUGAAGAAGGUGCUAAGGAAGGGACUCCUGAAAGCAGCGAAGACCACGGGCGCGUGGAUCUUUACCGGUGGCACAAAUACAGGUGUGACUCGUCAAGUGGGGGACGCGUUACAGCUAGAAAGGUCUCAAAGAGCUGGUCGUGUAGUCAGCAUCGGUAUCGCACCAUGGGGCAUUGUAGAAGGCGCCAGCGAGCUGAUCGGGAAAGGCAGGGAUGUGCCGUACCACGCCAUCGCUUCACCAAGGUCAAAGCUGGCAGUGCUGAACAACAGGCACGCGUAUUUUUUGCUGGUAGACAACGGUUCCGUGGGUCGAUAUGGCGCCGAGAUAGUCCUCAGGAGAAAGCUGGAGAAGUACAUCGCUGCACAGAAGCUACAUCCUUACACGCACUCGUCCACACCCGUGGUGUGCCUCGUGAUAGAAGGCGGCACGAACACAGUACGCGCGGUGCUCGAGUAUGUGACGGACACGCCACCCGUGCCGGUGGUAGUCUGUGACGGGAGCGGGCGCGCUGCUGACCUGAUAGCAUUCGUCCACAAAUAUGCAUCAGAGAGUGGAGAGCAGACCGUGCUGGAGUCGAUGAGGGACUACCUGAUCGGCACCAUCCAAAAGACCUUCGAAGUUGGGCUGCAGCAAGCGGAGUGCCUCUACGGGGAACUGCUGCAGUGCACGAGGAAAAAAAACCUGAUUACGGUGUUCAGGAUUCAGGAGAGGGCGGAAGGAGGCGAGGUGCAAGAGCUGGACCAGGUGAUCCUGACGGCAUUGUUCAGGGCGCAACACCUGUCUCCCAGCGAACAGCUGUCACUGGCACUUACCUGGAACCGAGUGGACAUAGCCAGGUCCGAGAUCUUUGUCUACGGGCAAGAAUGGCCGCCGGGUGCCCUUGACGAGGCCAUGAUGCAAGCUCUAGAACAUGACCGGAUAGAUUUCGUUAAGCUGCUUCUAGAAAACGGGGUAUCCAUGCGCAAGUUUCUGACAAUCCCGCGGUUAGAAGAACUGUACAACACCAAGAGUGGUCCCAGCAACACCCUACGGUAUAUUCUACGUGACGUGAGACCGCACCUGCCAAGAGGAUACGUUUAUACACUGCACGAUAUCGGCUUAGUCAUCAACAAGCUCAUGGGUGGCGCUUACAGGUGCUACUAUACUCGCCGCAAGUUCAGGCCGAUCUACGCGAAGGUGAUGAACAAGAGCGUUAACGUUCACCGCAACAGCGCUUCCUUCACCAGGCAUAACGCCGGCGGGUUAUCACUCAUCACUGGCUUCAUGCCUGUCACCACCGAGAUGGCGCUCUUCGACUACCCCUUCAAUGAGCUGUUGACAUGGGCAGUAUUAACGAAGCGUCACCAGAUGGCUUUGCUGAUGUGGACGCAUGGUGAGGAAGCACUGGCCAAAUCACUGGUUGCGUGUAAGCUGUACAAGGCGAUGGCUCACGAAGCGGCAGAAGACGAUAUGGAGACGGAGGUAUAUGAGGAGCUAAGGCACUACGGCAAGGAGUUUGAAAACAAAGCUCUCGAGCUUUUGGAUUAUUGUUAUCGGCAAGACGACGAUCAAGCCCAACAGCUACUCACUUGCGAAUUACAAAAUUGGUCUGGACAAACGUGUCUAAGUCUAGCAGUUGCCGCGAACCAUAGAGCCUUGCUUGCACACCCAUGCUCCCAGAUAAUACUGGCUGAUUUGUGGAUGGGAGGGCUCAGAACAAGGAAAAACACAAAUUUGAAGGUAAUUCUGAGCCUGCUGUGUCCGCUGUACAUUCUCCAACUGGAGUUCAAGUCGAAGGAAGAACUGCAGCUGAUGCCGCAGACGGAGGAGGAGCACCUUGAGAAUGAAAGCAUGGAAGACGACCGCAGCACCAGGGACCCUAAUGAUGCUGAGGCGUUGAUUGGCUCAGGGGCCGAAUGUGAAACUCGUGUCGAUCAAAAUGGAAAAGUGGGUAAAAUAGGGUGGGAGCCCUCGUACAGGGAGCUACCUGAGUACCACGCGCCAGAAGACAAGAGAAUGAGACCACUGAGGUUGAGGAAAAAGAUCUACGAAUUCUUCACGGCGCCAAUCACCAAAUUUUGGGCGGACUCGAUUGCCUAUAUAUUGUUCCUAUUGAUGUUUACGUAUACAGUAUUAGUAAAGAUGGACCCGACACCGUCGUGGCCAGAGAUAUAUUCUAUAUGCUAUAUAAUAACUUUCUUAUGUGAGAAGAUAAGGGAAAUCAUUACGUCCGAACCUGUUGCUAUUAGACAUAAGUUCAGUGUGUGGGCUUGGAAUAUGUGGAACACGUAUGACGCUGGGUUCAUCAUAUUCUUCCUGGUGGGGCUGACCCUGAGGCUGCGCACCAGCUCGAUGGACGUCGGCAGGGUCAUAUACUGCGUCGAUAUCAUAUAUUGGUACUUAAGGAUACUAAAUAUAUUGGGCGUUAAUAAGUACUUAGGUCCUCUAGUCACGAUGAUGGGUAAGAUGGUAAAGAAUAUGAUAUACUUUGUGGUGCUAUUACUGGUGGUGCUCAUGUCCUUCGGGGUGGCGCGGCAAGCCAUCCUCUACCCAGAUAAGGAAGCUAGUUGGUACUUGAUAAGAGAAGUAUUCUUCCAGCCUUACUUCAUGUUGUACGGGGAGGUUUUCGCGCCGGACAUUGACCCCGCGUGCGGGCAGGACGUCACCGACCGGAAGUGCGUCACCGGAAGAUGGAUCACGCCGGUCGCCAUGACGAUAUAUCUGCUCGUUGCCAAUAUCCUGCUCAUAAAUCUCCUGAUAGCUGUUUUUAAUAACAUAUUUAACGAAGUCAAUGAAGUCUCGCAUCAGGUAUGGAUGUUCCAAAGAUUCACGGUUGUCAUGGAGUACGAACAGAAGCCGGUGCUCCCGCCACCUUUCAUAAUAUUCUGCCACAUAUAUGCGACAUGCAAGUGGGUAACAAGAAACGUGUCGCACCAACGCUUCCAAUACGACAACGGACUGAAACUCUUCUUGGAGAAGGAGGAUAUGGAAAGACUGUAUGACUUCGAAGAGGAGUGCGUAGAAGGAUAUUUUAGGGAACAAGAAGUUAAAUUAUCUAAUUCUAUAGAGGAGAGAGUAAGGAAUACAACUGAUAGGGUAGAACAUAUCACGACCAAAAUGGAAGACUUAAAUCAGAAAGCCAACUGCCAGAUACAGUCCGUGCAGAGUGUAGAAUUUAGGUUAAGAAAGCUGGAAGACGUUACUGAGCAGACUAUGAAUCACCUAGCGGUAAUCCAUCGGUUCAUGGCCACGCAUCCAUCGCUGGUGAAUAGAGGGUCAACUGAUACUCUGGGACCACCACCACCUACCUUCCAAGCCGCUGGCAACAGACUGAGAACGGCUAGUGACAGGUCGGAGGUGCUGUCGGACAGCGACACGGGCGCCGCGCGCUUCGCCGUCCGGCCUGUGCAGGAGGAGGACGAGCGCUCGCAGCCCUCCGACGAUGAGAUGCCUCAAUCCGGCCCGGAGGCGGUAGUGGUGGAGAAGGAACCAGACGGUGACUCGGAAUCAACGUCGUCCGGCAGUGCGGCCGGACCGGACGUGACGGUCGUGAGGCAGCAGCCGGUGGCUACCCCCGCACGCCAGAAGUCUUCGGACAGCAACCGCACCGAGCCCAGCGAAGACAAGAAAGCGCCAUCCACAAAUGACGACGCAUUCUUGCCGGAAGUGCGAGAGUCGCUAGCCGACUUGCAGCCCCAGCGGCCUCGCACCACUUCCGCCGGUACUAGGCGCACAGCCAACACCAGGAGGCGGUCCGAGGGCGGCAACGACUGCGGCAUGGGCGGGCACCACUCCGCGCAGCACUUGGCGCCGCGCAGACAGCACAGCCAGACGCACUCCGAGCCGGACAACUCGGCUGUUGACGCUGGGUCGACGCACAACUCGGUCACAGGGUGGGAGGCAACGGGCGGCGCUGCGGGCCUGUCGACAACGACGGGUCGCACCCGCGUCGGUGCCACGCCACGGUCGCUACUGCUAGCGAUGCACGAGUACACCAGCAUCACCGACGAGCUGGAGACCGUGUAUGGACUGUUCUCACCUCCACACACACCCAGGACGCCUAUCACAUCCCGCCUGCUUUCACCCGCGCGGGCGGCGUCGCCAACUGCGCGCCGUCGGCACGCGAGCGAGAUGUCCAACCCCGAGUUCGCACUCUUCAUGGAGAAGGAGCACCUGCGAGGGGCCGAGGAGGACGACUACAUCAUCAUGCAGAACCUCAUCCAAAGGCGAUACGAGGAGGGCGCUGAGGCAGAGGAAAACGGGGGAGCUGGCGUCAGCAUCAGCGUGUGCGUCAACAGCGCGCCCGACGAGCCCCCCACCACCCUGCUGACCGUCAAUGACCGGCGCCUGCCGCACCAGAGACACUCGUUGAGGAGAUCUUCGGCGAUAGACAGCCGUGAGCUGCCGUCACCACUGCAGCCAUUAUUGGGGGAUGACAGUUGUGGAGAAGUCUUGCUGCCAGUGCCUAGGCAGCCGUCAGGUGACACGAAUGCAUCCAGCGAUUUAUCUUUAUCCCACAUGGUGAGCGAGAACCUUCCGCCGCGACCAUCGAUCGUGCUGGACUCGUCUCAGCUACCGAGACAGCGGUCAGCGGAGCAACCGCCCCAACCCACGCCACCUACACCGGCCCGUCCUGAAACCAUGUGCUAGAGCGGUAAUAUCUUAACCAAGGAAUGCUUAAAUAAUCCAAAGAAGAAACCUGAGAUGGUAUCGAGCGUUAAACCAAAAUGUUAAGAGCCUGCAGGCACAACAGUGUUUAGUAGUCAUAAUAAAAAUAACACCAAGCACCUUAAUGUUACCUUUUGAGAUGAAAAAUUUUCCUGUUUCGCUUUAGUAAGAAGGCCAUUUUGGAACCCCCUUUUCGAUGUUACAACUUUCUAAUGACGUACUCUGUUACUCCUGACUGUUUUUCCAGUGUGAUCUACAAUUAGACUGAAUUGAUUACAAUUCUAAAAGUAACCAUAUCUUCUUAGCCCUUGAUGUAAUCGCUGAGACUUUGGAACGCAAUAAAUAUCUUACUGAGGAAGACAUCAAGAAUCCGAUUGAAACAGAAUAUCCUUCGAAAUUGUAUAAUCCCGCUAUCUUUAUACAAAUUGACACAGUCCGAUUAUAAGCUGUCUUCCUCAUUAGUUUAAAACUAAUUAGUAUUUUGCUGUAUAUAUUUAUGCUCAGUGUCACUAUUCGAUUCUUUUUUCCUUUUAUAAUAGUAGGAGAGCCAAAGCAAGGAUUUUUGGAUUUACUCGAGCGCGGCAGAAUAAUAUAUAAGGGUGGCCUUGCACCUUGUUGAGUACUUUCGCCAUACCUGAGCCCGUUAUAUAAGAUCGACCGAUCUAGGGCAGCAAAAAAAAACAUUAUUUCAACAAUCGGCCCAUGACUUUUGAUCACGUCCAAAUCGUCUAUCUCGUACUUUACGUAAAGAUUUCUGAAGACGGAAAAAUAAUAAUCUGCCGAUUUACAUGGUGUGGGGGUACAAACCAUACUAAGGGGUAGAAAAUAGGAAAAAAAUAUGCGAAAGCGUCGGACAUUCAGAAAGGAUGUUACGCUACGAGAAUUUGACGUGACCAAAAGUCAUGGCCGAUUCUUAAUUAUUUUUUCCUGCCCUAGACGUUCCACCCUUUAUAAAUGGCUCGGGUACAGUGGGAGUACUUCAGAAGGUGCAAGUUUGCCCCACUGCCAUUAUUCUAUGCGCUCUAAUAAAGCCCAAAAUCUCGGCUUGGGCUCCUCUAAUAUAAUCGGUCCAAAGCAUUCACGUGUUUAUUCGCCGCAUAGGGCUUAUCUUCACGAGAAACUCAUCAUAAUAAUUAUAAGCAAUUUCUACGAAAUGAAAUUUCUUCGAGGAUGUUAUAGAUAUAAUCUUGUACAGGUUCUGGUGAUAUGAGAGCUAGAGGAAAGACAUACGACAAUACAAGUAUUAGUGCUCAUGAUGUAAAUACUGUUGUCAGAGAGUUAUUCAGUGGUUAAAUUAUUUGAACUGAAGUUUUAAUAAUAAUAAUAGGAUAAUAGUAGAUUUUAUCUAAUUAAAAAACGGACACACUUGUGCUAAGCCGCAUUUUGAGAUUGCAAUUCUUUUAUUUUUACAAAUUUACCGUUAAUGGAAUUGAACUUGCGGUGGCAGAGUGAGGUUUGCUUUCGCAAUAGAUACAUAAAUAUUAAGCUUAAAUUACAUUAAUGCAGUGAGAACUUUGAGCGACUAUGAAUCUUUUUAAAUAACCAACAGAACCUAUAUUAAUUGUUUUAGACAUAUCAAAGAAUAGGUUACACUAAUUUUUAGGAGCGUAUUGUGCAAUUGUUUUAAAGUAUCAAUUAUCUUACAUUUUACAUGAUUGACCAAUUUUAUUAAUGCAUACAAUAUUUAAACCAUUUUAUUUAUGCACCCUGUUAUAAUGAAUUAUAAUUUUAUUUUUAUUAUUCCUGACACACGUCCUUUAACAUACUUAAAAAUAUAUUUUUUCUAAUUUUACAGCGUUUACUUUUUGUACUUAAAUAAUUGUAUAGGACGUUUUUUUUUAUUACAAAUUAAAGUACUUACCUAUCUGUAUGAUUAUUGUUCUUCAUUCAUGUCGUUAACUUUUUUGUAAGUACUUGAAAAGACCUAAUUUUAUUAGUUCCACAGUUUCUUUCAAACAUUAUUUUAAAUUACUAUUUCCAUAAAUUAUACCUAUUGCUUUUACCUGCUUCUCUAUGUCUAAUCUGUCUGUGUACUUAUAAUAAUUAAUCUGGUACAGAAGUAUGUUUACAAUUUUCGAAAAAAUCGUGUGAAAGAAGAACAAAUGUACAGUAAUAAUAGAUAUAUUUAUAUUAAAUUUGUAUUUUAAUCUGUGAAAUAAAUAACAGUCAUCACAAUGUGUUCAACUAAACCAAAUAGAUUGUGCAAGUUAAGCAAUUAUUUUAUAUCCAACCAUAAAAUCAAGUUGUAAUGAAAUUAAUAAUAAUCUGUAUAUACCUCAGUAAUUGUAAAAAACCAGGUUUGAAAGAUCUUGUAUGAAAUUGUUCUGUAAUUUUAAUAGCCAAUGAUGCAAUAAAUGUUUUAUUUGAUAGACUUAAUUAAUGUUACUUAAACUACUUAUAUUCAUACUUUCCAGUGAUUAUGACGAUUGAUAUUGUCAGGAGCAAUAAUAAUUAUGUAUUACCUAUUAUUAAAGUAAUACUUGCUAUUUUAAGUGUCUACCUAUUACACUUUUAGUUAUUUUUAGCGAUUCUUAUAUUAUUUUUACAAUCGUUUACAAAUCAUUUACGAUUUAUAAGUAAUCGUAUAUAUCGACGAUCGAUAAUGAUUUUUGAACUUGAUAUUUGAAAUAAACAUGAAGCAUUAUAAAAUUAAAUAACUAAUGGAGGCACUCAGAGGCUCCAAUUAGUUUGAUUUAAAUUGAUGCUGUCUAAUUCUUUGCGAUAGCAAAAGAAUAAGAUAACCCAUCACUUUUACAAACAAUAAAUUUAAUUGAUGUCUUUGAGUAAGGUAGUGGCACCAAUGAGCGCCAUGGCAGGAACCAAUAAUCGAAGUUUUUUCUGUGAUAAAUGAAAGUAAUAGGUGACCGAUUAAUAAAUGUGGUAACACCGUGCGUCUAUAGCUCGCUCAGUAUUACCAUUUUUAGAGAUCAGUUGCUUGUUUUUGUUUUCAUUGUCACGGAAGGAAAUAACGAUCAUUGGUUCUUUCUCGGUCAUUAUUUCUUUGUCGAUCACUGGUGCCACUACCUUAUACUUGUGACAGUUGCUUAGAAGCAGUAAUGACCCUCUUGCAUUGCUGCUAUAGAUACAAUAGAAAAUUUUAGACCUCUCGUUUCAUUCAUAUCAAAGAUGCUCCUUAAGCACAACAUAUGUAUCAUUAUUAAAAAUAUAUCUUCGAAUCAUCUUUCGACUUAUAGCACAAUAUUUUAAUUAUAUUUACCUAUUGAAUUGCCCUUAUUGGGAAACUUAUGUCUAGAUUUGAUUCAUCUAUUUUCCAGAGUGAUAGUUCUACUUCGUCUGUGUUAUGUAAACAUAUGUACAAUAAAACAAUAAAAUAUAUUUGUGAUA